AUUAGGAAUAAACGGUCGUGCUAACCGACAUCCCACGUACACAACAUUCUUGUUGUGUUUAAAAACCUCUUAAACCCUAACACUCGGCCGCCCACCUUUUCCAAACACACUAAUCCAACAUCAUCAACCCCUUGCUCUGAUUCUGUGAUUUCUGCGAUCACUUUCUCAGGGCACUGCAGUUUGGUUUGUGCAUAAUAGUCGACCCAAGUUGUAAGCAUCAUGGAUCCUGAUCCGUUGGCUGGCUCCACCGGCAAUGCGCCAAGGAAGGUGAAAUUUAAACCAAAAGCUCCUCCCAAGAGAGUUAAAAAAGAAGUCCUCCCUAAAGCCGAGAAAGAAGAAGAUGACAUUGAUGAGGCGAAGGCAGAGCAUCUUCUACGCCGCUUUCAUGAAACAUCUUCAGGGAGGCCGAAGACUGAAAAGAAAGUUACGCUUGCUCAAGUUGCAUUUGGUAUUGGAGGAUCAUCUGGAAACAUCAAGUCAUAUCGUCCUGCCAAUAACGCAUCUUCUGAUGGGGUUGCCAAAGUGGCAAAAGAAUAUAAGGAACCGUGGGAUUACUACACGUAUUAUCCAGUAACACUACCUGUGAGAAGGCCUUAUGCAGGAAAUCCAGAACUUCUCGAUAAAGAAGAAUUUGAUGAAGAUCAGGAGAGACCUGAAUCUGAAGAACUUGCAACAAAUGCAGCUCAAGAACUUGGUCUAUUGGAUGAAGGUCAGGAGAAUAACAUGUUCUUCCUUCAGUUGCCAGAGAUGUUGCCCGCAAUUGCACGGUCAGCUGAUUCAAAAGUCCCGGAACCCAAGGACGUGAACCCCUUAGCGGGUCGAGGCAAAUCUCAAAACCUCUGUAAAUUGGAUUCACUACCAGAAGGAUUGAUUGGGAAAAUGUUGGUAUAUAAGAGUGGUGCUGUGAAGUUGAAGAUUGGCGAUGCAAUAUACGACGUAUCUGCAGGACUGAACUGCAUGUUUGCUCAAGAUGUUGUUGCCAUCAACACUGAGAGGAAACAUUGUUGCAACUUUGGGGAACUGACCAAGCGUGCAGUCGCAACCCCCGACAUAGACAGCAUGCUAGAAGCUAUGGCUGAGUUAUGAUCAUUCUUUUGCUUGCAAGAGUAUAUAUAAGGACUCUCAGGCAUAAAUAUGAGCAGAUAUGAGUUAAAUUUUGUGUCAUCUGUUAAAUUUAUUUCUAGAAGGAAAAAAAAAAAAAAACAAAUGCACUUGAAUAUUUUUGUUUUGAAUUUUUUUAUGAAACUAAAGCGCUUUCUUGAUGAAAUAUCACCUUAUUUUGUACA
Molecule: messenger RNA, 1286 nt
Organism: Salvia miltiorrhiza (redroot sage)
Lineage: Eukaryota; Viridiplantae; Streptophyta; Magnoliopsida; Lamiales; Lamiaceae
Exons: 11
Coding region: 220-1086 (288 amino acids)
Biological process (GO): transcription by RNA polymerase III
Cellular component (GO): RNA polymerase III complex
Molecular function (GO): DNA binding
Source: RefSeq, a predicted model, not a curated record